Molecule: messenger RNA, 1206 nt
Organism: Chinchilla lanigera (long-tailed chinchilla)
Lineage: Eukaryota; Metazoa; Chordata; Mammalia; Rodentia; Chinchillidae
Gene: Polg2
Product: polymerase (DNA directed), gamma 2, accessory subunit
Biological process (GO): mitochondrial DNA replication
Cellular component (GO): mitochondrion; cytoplasm
Source: RefSeq, a predicted model, not a curated record
UCCGUCGCGCCUGCGCCGUGAGCUGCGGCCGCCGAGCCUGUGGCGGAUUAUUGGACGAGGCGUGAUGCGCUUUAUCUCCUGAGAGAGAUGCGCUGCGGCGCAGCCCGCGGGGCCUGGCCGCGCGGGCCUCCGGACGCGGCCGCCGCGGCGCUGUCGGCGGGGGCCCUCCGCGAGCUCCUGCGGGACGGAGAGCUGAGCGGCGAGCGGCUCGUGGCGCGUCUCGAGAGCUUACUGAGCACUUCCGGGCAGCUGCGGGAGACGCUUCUCCACGGUGCCUUGGAGCACUAUGUCCACUGCCUGGGUCUGGUAAACAGGAAGCUGCCUUAUGGCCUUGCUCAGAUCGGAGUGUGUUUCCAUCCUGUUUCUGACUCUAAGCAGACACCUGAUGGUGUUAAAAGCAUCGGUGAGAAGACCGAAGCUUCGCUGGUGUGGUUUACUUCUUCAAGGACUUCGAGCCAGUGGCUGGAUUUCUGGUUGCGUCACCGACUGCUGUGGUGGAGAAAGUUUGCCAUGUGUCCCUCUAACUUCAGCAGCAGUGAUUGUCAGGACGAAGAGGGGAGAAAAGGAAGCCAACUUUACUACACUUUUCCCUGGGGAAAGGAGCCAAUAGAAACGCUGUGGAACCUGGGAGAUAAAGAACUCUUACGCAUGUGUCCUGGAGAUGUGUCUAAAUUACACGGCCGAGAUGGGCGGAAGAUGGUGGUUCCUUCUGUUGUAUCCGUGAGCGGGGACCUAGACCAAGGCAUGCUGGCUUACCUCUACGACUCUUUCCAGCUCACAGAGAACUCCUUUGCAAGGAAGAAAAGUCUUCAUAGAAAGGUGCUUAAACUGCACCCUUGUUUAGCCCCUAUUAAAGUUGCUUUGGAUGUGGGAAGAGGUCCAACUGUGGAACUCAGACAGGUUUGUCAAGGGCUAUUUAAUGAAUUACUAGAGAACGGGAUCUCUGUGUGGCCUGGCUAUUUGGAAACUGUACAGUCCUCACUGGAACAGCUCUAUUCAAAAUACGAUGAGAUGAGUAUCCUCUUCACAGUUUUGAUUACGGAAACUACUUUGGAGAAUGGAUUGGUCCAGCUGAGAAGUAGAGAUACCACAAUGAAGGAAAUGAUGCAUAUAUCAAAGUUAAAAGACUUUUUAAUCAAGUAUAUAACAUCGGCUAAGAAUGUAUAGGUUUUCAUAUUUAUAUAAUAAACAUUUUUCCUUUGCUAA